AUGGAUCUGCUUUCGACAGUCGCAUAUCUUGUAUAUCUUGUCUACUUGGUGGCUGCGUUGGGCAAAGCUAUUCUUGCUGCCAUCUACGGUCUCCAAGCAUUGGUCUUCAUCAUGAGACGUAAAUGGGAUAUGAUCGGAUGGAUGAUAUUCUACAUCUUUGCCAUUCCUGCAUUUUCUUUCUUCCUCCCGCUGUAUUCGUUCUGGAAGAUGGACGAUUUCUCUUGGGGUCAAACGCGUGUUGUCUUGGGAGAAUCUGGGAAGAAGAUGAUUGUUCACGAUGAAGGCAAAUUUGAUCCUAGGUCUAUUCCUUUGAAAUCAUGGUCCGACUAUGAAAAUGAACUCUGGGACAAAGAGUCUAACCAUAGCAUCGGUUCUUGGGUACCUCCCGUCAAGACCAAGAAUGAAGGAUACGCCGAAUCACGAACAGCUUCCCUCUAUGGACGCGAAACCUACUAUGAACCUCGGAGCUUCUCGCCUGCUCCUUCACAACGUGGAAUGUAUCCUCCUCCAGGCUAUCAUUCCGGUCGGAAUACACCUCAGUCACCUUUCCACACCGGCUUAGAAACUGGACUUAUUCAACCGACACCCUCUAGGCCAAUCACUAAUUAUUUGGAUAUACCCAUUCCAAACACGCAAAGCCCUGAAGAUGUGGACCUUCUUGGGAGUGGACCAUCGGAUGCCGACAUUGAGCGUGCCGUGCAAGAGGUGUUGCGUUCAGCAGAUCUGAAUACUGUCACCAAACGUGAAAUCCGCAGGCAGCUUGAAGAAUAUUUCGGUAUAGAUUUAACGUCGCGCAAGGCUGUCAUCAACGCUUCUAUCGAUCGGAUCCUCCUCAAUCAAAAUUAA
Molecule: messenger RNA, 846 nt
Organism: Psilocybe cubensis
Lineage: Eukaryota; Fungi; Basidiomycota; Agaricomycetes; Agaricales; Agrocybaceae
Exons: 4
Coding region: 1-846 (281 amino acids)
Cellular component (GO): cell periphery; cell septum
Molecular function (GO): chitin synthase activity
Source: RefSeq, a predicted model, not a curated record